Molecule: messenger RNA, 1923 nt
Organism: Fonsecaea multimorphosa CBS 102226
Lineage: Eukaryota; Fungi; Ascomycota; Eurotiomycetes; Chaetothyriales; Herpotrichiellaceae
Exons: 2
Coding region: 1-1923 (640 amino acids)
Biological process (GO): protein insertion into mitochondrial inner membrane from matrix; mitochondrial respiratory chain complex III assembly
Cellular component (GO): mitochondrial inner membrane
Molecular function (GO): ATP binding; ATP hydrolysis activity
Source: RefSeq, a predicted model, not a curated record
AUGGACCUCCAACGAGUAAGGAAGACGGUCGUCUCGGGAGGCAGCAGCCUCGUCGACCUGCCCGAAUACAUCAUCACAUCAUUUCUGCCCGGAGCACGACCUUUACUAGACAAACACCCAUCCUUCUUCCGCUUCUUCGGGGUCUUGCUGGCCCUGUACUACUUCGGCCCCGUCGCCCGGCUGAAGUCGCUCUGGUCUCAAUUCUCCUCGGUGAUUGUCGCCACCGUCAACGUCUCGUCCGAAGAAGACCUCUUUGGGUAUUUGACGAGUUACCUGUCCGAGCGCAAGACGCUCCGCGCGGACCAGGUCCUGAACGCCGUGUCCAGCAAUUCCCAGGAGAACAACGGCCGAGGACGGAGGGGUCGGCGUCAUGAACCGGACGUCGAGGAGACGCGGCGGGCCAACGAAACGCCCAAAAUCAAGUACGAGCAGGGCCAGGGCAUGCAGUUGUUCGUCCACAAGGGCCGGCUGUUCUUUUGUAGUCGCAAGUACGGAGAGGGACACACUUACUAUGGAAAUCGCUACAAGAGGAUGGAGAUCAUCUCCCUGUCGUGUCUGGGUCGCUCGGCGCAGCCUAUCAAGGAUCUCAUCGAGCAUGUUUACUACCUGAACAAGGCCAAGGAACUCUCGUUGACCAUCAUUCGAAGACCCUACAGAGGGGGCCAGACGUGGAGCCGAGUCACUUCCAAACCCCGAAGAGCACUCGACACGGUCAUAUUGGAGGCGGAGCAAAAGGAGCAGGUCAUCGCAGACGUGGCAGAGUACAUGGACGAAGCGACCAUGAAUUUCUACGCCAGCCACGGUAUCCCCUACCGCCGGGGUUAUCUCUUCCACGGCCCACCCGGAGUGGGCAAGACAUCCUUCGCCCUUGCGCUCGCUUCAAAGUUCAACCUCGACGUGUACAACCUUUCGCUGCUUGACAACGACCUGACGGACUCGGACCUCAUCUCGCUUCUCAACCAACUCCCCGGCCGGUCUUUGUUACUGCUGGAAGACAUCGACACCGCAGGUCUGAAUAGAAAAGGGGCCAAGUCCACCACGUCAACCCGAGGUUUUAAUACUCGGCGCAUGAGGCUGCCCGGUAGUGAACCUAACUUUGAUGAUGGCGACAACGACCAAGAAGGCGGCUCUGCCACGCACGUCACGCUGAGUGGGUUGCUGAAUGCGAUCGAUGGUGUGGCAGCGCCGGAGGGCCAUGUUCUGAUCAUGACCACGAACAAACCGAAUGAACUCGACGACGCGCUCGUGCGGGCAGGCCGGAUCAGCGUAAGAGUCGGGUUCAAGAACGCAAGCAAAAAGCAAGCAGAGGAGAUCUUUUUGCGGAUGUAUCUGGAAUUGCCCAAAACUUCAGACUUGAGAGGCAUUGACGAGGCAGGAGGGGCAGCAGCAGCACUCACAAGCACAACUACUGAUCAGACGUCCUCGUCUGGCGACGAGACUGAGAAAGUGCCCGACACCAUGGAGACAGCACACCUCCGCUCGCUCGCGCAGAAAUUCUCCUCGCUGAUUCCCGAGGGAGAAUUUUCACCCGCAGACCUUCAGGAUUACUUGUUGGUUCACAAAAAGGACGCUAACAAAGCGCUGGCCGAGUUGCCAAGGUGGAUGGAAAAGGUGGCCAAAGACAGGGAGAGGAAGGAGGAGGAGAAGGAGGAGGAGAGAGAAGGGAAGAGGGAGAUGAAGAGGGAGGAAAUGAGGAGGUUUAGGGAGGAGGUUAAGAGAGCUGUUAAGGACGUCAAGGACGGAGGGGAAGAGGGAGAGGGGAAUGGGGAUGGGGUUAAUGGUGAGAGUAAGAGAAAGGAUGAGGGUGGUGAUAAUAAGGAAAAUGAAGGAGAAGGACCUGCCGCUGCUGAUGAUGGUAACAAGAAGGCCGAGGAUAAGGACGGUGGCGCCAACGGCGACAAACCUGGCCUGAAAGAAGAGUAA